UCAGAAACACUUCCUAGAAGCAGCAAGUACUGUAUGUUGCCUCAACCCUCCCUGAACUUUCCCAGUAAAUACAGCAGUCUGACAGCCCGGCAUCCCUGCUGGGUGGAUCCUGCAAAUCCAGGAGGGAAUGGCACUUCUUGUUUUUAAUUAGCAAAGGUGAAAGGUGAAUUAAAACUAGCUGUUUGGCAAGUCAGAGCAAGGGGCUGAGUUCUGAAGAGCACCAAGGAGGAGGGUUUUUUUUUUUUUCUUUCCUGAAUGAAUUGCCUUGCAGGAGAGACUGAAUACAGCUUCUUCCUGAAUCCACUGGCAGAGUUACUAAAGAGAGCUCAAGACACAACACUGCAGAAUAACGCCUUGGAAUGUCCUCGCAGUGUAUAAACAAUUGUCCUUGGGAGAGAAUAUUUGUCAGGACCUUUGCAAAGCCUGACACAUGGAAAUCUGAGAAACUGCAUUUCUCAUCGAGAUCCCCACCAACUGACCAGAGAAAGAUUUAACUGUCCUGAGAAGGCAGAAGUGGAACUUGCAGUUUAAAAAACCAAAAACAAAAACAAAUCAACCCUUAAGUAAAGAAGCACAAGAAUUUGCUCUUGGGCAGCAUGGUAUCUGCCAAGAACCUUUUAAUCCUGGCACUAUGUGGCUUGUUACUAGAGUUACCUACUGGAUGUCAUGCAACAGAUACAAGGCAGCCAAGGUUACGUCUGUCACAUAAAGAGCUCUGGGAUUUAAACAGGACAUCAAUCUUUCAUAGCCCAUUUGGAUAUCUUGGUCUUCAUGUAACACUACUGGAUGAAUAUCAAGAGCGACUGUUUGUGGGAGGAAGAGACCUUGUGUAUUCCCUCAGCUUAGACCGAGUCAGCGAGAACUACAGAGAGAUACACUGGCCUAGUACACCCCUGCAGGCAGAAGAAUGCAUAAUUAAAGGAAGGGAUGCUAAUGAAUGUGCAAAUUACAUCCGGGUCCUUCACCGUUACAACAGGACACACCUGCUGGCCUGUGGUACAGGGGCUUUUGAUCCCCUCUGCACUUUCAUCAGAGCUGGACAUCAAUCAGAGGAUCAUCUGUUUCAACUGGAAUCACACAAAUUUGAGAGAGGACGAGGCAGGUGUCCUUUUGACCCCAAUACCUCCUUCACCUCCACCUUAAUUGGGGGUGAGCUGUUUGCUGGCCUCUACAAUGACUAUUGGGGAAGAGAUGCUGCUAUCUUUCGUACUAUGGGUCGUAUGCCUCAUAUUCGAACUGAACCUGAUAAUGAACAUCUCUUGAAAGAACCAAAGUUUGUUGGUUCCUACAUGAUUCCUGACAAUGAAGACCAUGACGAUAAUAAAGUCUAUUUCUUCUUUACUGAAAAAGCAGUGGAAGCAGAGACUGGCACUCAUGCCAUUUAUACCAGAGUGGGCCGUAUGUGUGAGAAUGAUAUGGGAGGACAGCGAAUGCUGGUGAAUAAAUGGAGCACUUUCCUCAAAACCAGACUGAUCUGCUCUGUGCCAGGAAAGAAUGGAAUUGAUACACAUUUUGAUGAAUUAGAGGAUGUGUUUUUGCUACACACACGGGAUAGCAAAAAUCCAGUGAUAUUUGGACUCUUUAACACAACAAGCAAUAUAUUCAGAGGAUAUGCUAUAUGUGUCUACCAUAUAGCUAGUAUCCGAGCAGCUUUCAAUGGCCCAUAUGCUCAUAAAGAGGGACCUGAAUACCACUGGGCUCUUUACGAAGGAAAAGUACCCUAUCCCAGGCCCGGUUCGUGUGCCAGCAAAGUGAAUGGUGGUCUCUAUAGUACCACCAAAGACUAUCCUGACGAAGCUGUCCGUUUUGUGAGAAGCCAUCCACUGAUGUAUCAGCCUGUCCGGCCAGUUCAUAAAAGGCCAAUAUUGGUUAAAACAGAUGGGAAGUAUAAUCUCAAACAAAUAGCAGUGGACAGAGUGGAAGCUGAAGACGGACAAUAUGACGUCUUGUUUAUUGGCACAGAUAAUGGGAUUGUGUUGAAAGUCAUUACAAUUUACAACCAGGACACAGAAUCAAUGGAAGAAGUGAUUCUUGAAGAACUUCAAGUAUUCAAGGUGCCAGUUCCUAUUAUUUCUAUGGAAAUUUCUUCAAAGAGGCAACAACUCUAUGUUGGAUCCGAGUCUGGCGUGGUGCAAGUGAAGUUUCAUCAGUGUGACAUGUACGGCACAGCCUGCGCGGACUGCUGCCUAGCUAGGGAUCCAUACUGUGCUUGGGAUGGGAUAUCUUGCUCCCGAUACUACCCCACAGGAAUCCAGGCAAAGAGACGUUUCCGCAGACAAGAUGUUCGACAUGGAAAUGCAGCUCAGCAGUGCUUUGGCCAGCAAUUCAUUGGAGAAGCUCUGGAGAAGACGGAAGAGCGACUGGUCUAUGGAAUAGAGUAUAAUAGCACACUUCUGGAAUGUAUCCCUAGGACGUUACAAGCAAAGGUGAUCUGGUUUGUACAGCGAGCCCGUGACUCCAGAAAAGAAGAGGUAAAGACAGAUGACAGAAUAGUCAAAAUGGACCUUGGCCUCUUGUUCCUAAAACUGUACAGGAUGGACGCGGGAACAUAUUUCUGUCAGACAGUGGAACACAGCAUUGUUCAUACAAUCAGAAAAAUCACCCUGGAGGUGGUGGAAGAAGAACGUGUAGAUGAGAUGUUCAACAAAGACUAUGAGGAGGACGUCACUCAUAAAAUGCCAUGCCCAGUGCACAGCAGCAUCCCUCAAGCAUCAAAGCCAUGGUACAAAGAGUUUCUGCAGCUAAUAGGCUACAGCAACUUCCAGAGGGUUGAGGAGUAUUGUGAAAAGGUGUGGUGCACGGAUAAGAAGAGAAAAAAGCUAAAAAUGUCCCCAUCCAAGUGGAAGUAUGCCAACCCCCAGGAGAAGAAAGCACGCAGGUCAGACCAUUACCGCCUCCCCAGGAACACUGCUGACUCUUGAUGGACAAAAUCUAUUCACUGUUUCUCAGAGAAUUUUUAUUUGGACCUAAGGGAUAAGGGGAAAUAAAUCUUGGUUUUGGGUAACUGAAACAGGUUUAUAUAUAAAAGAAAUAAUAGGACUGAAAACAGAAGAGUAUUAUGGUAAGUUAUAGCUUACAUUCAUGAUGACUGUUCAGAAGCAUUUAAAAAAAAUCUGCUUAAGUAGCUGUUUCUAAAUAGGUCAUUGCAUACAGAGUUUUUCUUUUCAGGACAACUUCAUAUUUUUGAGUGCUUUAAUGAGUUUCCCAUACAGACUAUGUUUAUGCUGUGUAUUGUUGCAUAUUAUGGGGAUAUUGAAGUCAACUCAAAUAGCUGCACAUUGACAAGCAAAAGACAAAAAUGUGAUAUUUUGUUUCGUACGUUUUCACAAAUUUCUGAUUGCUUCUAAAAGCAGCACAUCAUAAAACCUUAGUUUUCCCCUGUGGCCUGCUUCAAUUCAAAAGAUACAGGUUUUCAUAGUGUGGUGUACUGCUAUUUCUAAAGAGGCUGAAGGGACCUUCCCUUUUACUUCUCAUUGGUACUUGUCUUUGCCAGUCAUUUACAAAGCACAGUGUACUCCUAUCACAGCUAAGUAGUAUUGCCAUGUAACUCAGUGUAUGUCAAAUGCAUGCACAGAUCACAAAUGGAAUGACAUUUUUCAGUGUAACUCUGUAAGAAGUGGACAGAUAAUGGUUUAGCCAGAGUAUAAGUCACAGUCAUAAUGCUGGACAAGUGGCUCAAUAACUGACAGGUUUACAGGACUGCCCUGCUCUGAUAAAAAGAAGUCAUUUCCUUGUUGUGUUGUAUAUUUUCUCUAGAAAUGUAUGUACUGAAGCAUACCUACCUCCUCCCAAUAAACAAUACGUGUAUUUCCAGCAUGUAAAUAAAUUCUGCAUGUGCUGAAAUCACAAGUGUUUAGAAGGCAGAGAUGUAAGCUACUUGCAUUGGAAAGACAGCAUUCAAAGAUAGAAUGAAUAAGGCAGAAAGUGUCAUGUGUUUUGGUGUAGCAGGCACUCAUAAAACAGAAUGGUAGGUAAAAAUAUCACAAGCAGUGUGCCUAUAUAACAUUCCUAUAGUAUUUCCCUAGUUUCUUGGUUUGAUUCAAGGAAUUCUUAACCUGGUAGGUGAUCUCCUCUCAGCAUGGCUAUUGCUAAGAAACUCAUAGCUGCACUUGUGAAUACUGGGAAAACUAUGGGGAGAAAGUUCGAAAGAACCCGGGCAUCUGAGUAGCAUUGAAAAGUUAUACAAAGUUUUAAGUGCAAUUCCCAUAUUCUUCUUGAAUAUAUAAAGUACCUUGAAGCAUGAAUCACUUGAGAAGUUGGGAUAAAAAGAUAUACUAAACCUAUAGUUGUCUUUAGAAAAAAAAAAAAGGAUUCACAAAUGAUAUUGCUGGAAUAGUCAAGCUGAGCAUGAUUUCUGCGAGGUGCUAUUCCAUCUGCUGAGAUGGGCUGUAAUUAAGUUAAUGAUUAUUGACUAAACCAUUGUGUUGUCAUACCAGAUAGACCCACUGAUCCAAUCAAAAUCUUACCCAGCAUUGAUGAAUAGCUGGACCCACUUCAGUUUGCUGGCAUGUCUCCAUUUUUGUUGUAUAUUCUUCUGGGAUGUUCCGAGCAGGAAAAAUGGUUCAUGUCCAGUGCUGACUUCUAAGCGGGAAACAGAGUCUGGGAUUAAUAGGAGUUAGUAUUCUAAGUGGUAUAGAUUUGUUAUUAACCUAGCAAUCCACUGGAGGUCAUUACUGUCCACUCCAGUGUCUUUAAAUCAUUCUGUAUGUGGAAUGAACAAAACACUAUGUCUGAGAGAAGGUACCUGCUCCUGGGAUCAGUCUAAUGCCAGCUGCAGAGUGAGCUCGGCUAGGAUCUUAUCUCUUCAAAAGCAUCAUUUUCUGAGAGCAGAAGGUAUCCACUGUUCAAAAAGAUACUCUGUGCAACCUGCCAGCAAACAGAAGCAGAAGGGAAAAGAGGAUAUCAUCUUAUGUCAUUUAAAGAGACAGAUAAACCUCUCUAGCUUCUAGUUAGUUUAAGUAGGAGACACGCUUAUCUGCAUUGUGUAUAGCUAGAGUGUCUGUCUCACUGGUCCAAUGGCAACACAAUGCAAGAGGUCAGAGCUCUGGAUUGUGCUCCCUUAACCAACAGAAGCUCCCAGCAUUAUGGAAAAGGCAUGAGCAGCCCCUGUGGGGAAUAAGGAGCAUCUUGUAACUCACUCAGUUGUGGAUUUUUCCAUCUGGUGCAAGUGCCCGAUUCAGGAAUCCCUAGAUAAAUUUGGCCAUCAGUGCCAGUUUGGGUUUAAAGAAGCUUAGUUCCAUUUAGGACAUAUCUAUUCUCUGCCUACAUAAAUCAUCCUAGCAUUGAGCUAUAGGGCAUAAGGGAAGAUAACGUAUGUGCUUGCAGGUAUUUUUGUCUGCUAAUUCUGUUUAAACAAUGAGGUAAGCAAAAUCAGACUGGCAUUGUGCAUUCUUAGAUUCCCCCAAGUAGCUCGUGCUUGCAACAUCACUGGAGUCUUCUGAGGGGGUUGUACAAAUGAUCUCAAGCAAUUUUAACAUGAUGUUGAACCAACCUUCACUCUUAAUGUCUAGAGCAGUGGUGUCAAACUCAUCUAGCCCCACAGGCCAGUCAAUGGGCUACAUGAAUGGCAAAGGGCCAGGCCUGUGGGCCAGAUCACCAGACCACCCUCACCAUGCCCCUCCACCUCUGCCCCUGUGCCCAGUGCACCCCAUGUAAUGUCCGCCCCAACUGGUCCAGAUCACACAGCACCUGUUUUGGCUAGAUCAAGACUGCAUCAUGUGACACCCAUGCAGGGCUGGUCCAGGACGUGUGUGCCAUGCCUGCUCUGGCUAGUCUGGGAUCUGGGCUGCAUGCACCAGCCACCCUGGAUUGGGCAGGGUGGGUGCUGUGGGCAGCAAGUAUCUCAGACUAGCUGGAGCAUGUGUAUAUGCAGCAUGUGUCUUGGACCAUCUGAGGGAAGUGUCAUGUGCUGCACACAUGCCAGACAAGCUGAGAUAGGUGCUAUAUAUAGCAUGGUUCUCCGACUGGCCGGAGCAGAUGCCACGUGCAACACAUGUCCUGGCUUGGCCAGGGGGGAUGCCAUGUGCAGCGUGAGUCCUGGGCUGGCUAAAGCAUGUGCUGUUUGCGGCACAUGUCCUGAGUCCUACACAAGAGGCCGCUCCACUGCACAUCAACUCUGGACCCAUGGGCUGGACGAUGGGGCUCCACAGGCCAUAUCUUUGACACCCUUGAUCUAGAUAAAUAAAGAAUAAUAGGUGAGAUCUCAGGGGUUAGUAGGAAACAAAUUAUCCCUGCCAUCAGAAGUCACCAAACAUAACAUCACUGAGAUCUUUAAAGGGAAGAAUAAUAUCCAGAGGGGUUGGGAUUGUUGGGGAGAGUAUAGUGGCUUUCACAGCAGAAAAGAAAGAGAUCUGUGUUACAGUAUUAGAAGAGGGUUUCUUAUUCACAUUGCUGGCCACUGACAGCCACCAGGACUCUCUUAAAUUCUCUGGGACCCAUAACAGCACAAACUGGGUAGCCAUAGCAGAUCUCCUCUGGUCUAGGUCUGAACUGAAAAGUUGUAGAAUGUAUUGUUUGCUCCACUAAUGAGGAACUGUAGCAUCUACUGAUAAUCAAGAAUAAUGCUGGUUGAAUCUUUAUUUCUUCUAGUAAUAAAUAUGUUGUCAAAUGGUCCUGUGCUAAGGACUAAUGUCCUAGCAUUUAGAGACGAGCUUAACAGAGCUUUAGCCUGAGGGAAAUAACACAGUUGCAUGUAUAAUUUUCCCAGAUAAUAGAUGGCAAUGAGGUGGUUCCUAUAUAGAAUUCCUGUUUCAUAAGUUUUUAGUUUGCAGGAGCAAGUCUGGGGAUCUUUAAGCCUUCAUCAUUACCAGUGACUUAUGAAAGUAUAAACUCUUGCUUAAAAUUGAAUAUGAUGCCUGAGAAAGAAAAGCAAGAAUACCAAUUGUGUAUUUGAGUCAGGUAAGCACAGAGGUUCUUAUAUUGCAGGCAACGUUAUUUAAAAUGCUUCUUUGUGUAUAUAUGGGGGCAUUGUCUGUUGUUUUCAUUAUGAAUUUGAUGUAUUUUGUAUGUGCAUGAAGUUGCCUGAUUAUAUAAUGAAGUACAAUAUUUGUUGAUCUGA
This is a messenger RNA of Gavialis gangeticus (Gharial), 7057 nucleotides long. It is a transcript of the gene SEMA3E, whose product is annotated as semaphorin 3E. The record is from RefSeq and is a predicted model, not a curated record. Bases 597 to 2921 code for a protein of 774 amino acids. Gene Ontology annotation, molecular function: semaphorin receptor binding; chemorepellent activity. Gene Ontology annotation, biological process: negative regulation of axon extension involved in axon guidance; axon guidance; negative chemotaxis. NCBI's taxonomy places the organism in Eukaryota, Metazoa, Chordata, Crocodylia, Gavialidae. The transcript has 17 exons.